UCCUCUGCGAUUGAGCUUAUAUAUAUUAUAGAUCUUUCACAGUUCACAAACACCUUCAGAGUUAAUUAGCAAGAAAAACACAAGAAGAAAAGCCUAAUGAAAACCAAACCCCAAUACAUCUCUUUUCUCUUGCUCUUUUUCCUCUCCUACUGUCACCUUCUCCACCUCUCAGAUGCCCAACCAGAAGCAAAUACUACAGGCUUCACCUGCACAACUAGCCAGUACAAGUAUCCAUGCCAAACCUAUGCUUUCUACCAAGCCAGAGCCCCAGACUUCCUUGACCUGGCCUCCAUAGGUGACCUCUUCUCAGUCAGCCGCCUCAAGAUAUCAGAACCCAGCAACAUAUCCUCCCCUUCCUCCGCUCUUGUUGCUGGCCAACCCCUCUUUGUUCCUAUUUCAUGCUCUUGUAACUCCAUUAUUAACACCACCACUAACUUCUCUUAUGCCAAUCUCUCAUAUAUAAUCAAACCAAAUGACACUUUCUACAUUGUUUCCACCUUUAAGUUUAUGAACCUCACAACCUACUAUUCUGUUGAGCUUGUCAACCCUACUCUAGUCCCUACCAACCUUUCUAUUGGUGUUACUGUCCUUUUUCCUAUCUUUUGCAAGUGUCCUAACACGACCCAGUUGCAAAACAAAGUCAAUUAUCUGAUAUCCUAUGUGUUCCAACCUUUUGAUAACUUAUCAUCAGUUGCUUCAAGGUUUAAUGUUUCACAACAAUCUAUAAUUGAUGUUAAUGGAAACAAUUUUCAGCCUUUCAAUACCAUAUUCAUUCCAGUCACUGAACUUCCAAAACUAUCACAGCCUGUUGUUGCUCCUUCUCCUCCUCCUGCUGUACCUCCUCCGCCUGUUGAAGUGAAUGAGCGUGAAGGGGUUGUCACAGGAUUGGCAAUUGGGUUGGCAAUCACAGGGUUUUUGCUGCUUUUGCUUAGUGGGUUGUGGGUUUAUAGAGAGUCUUCGUUGAAGAAGAGGAAGGGUGUGAAGGAUGAGGAGGAGAGGCAGAGGAAGCUGUUGGAUAAGGAAGGGAAAGGGUUGAAAGGAAUGGAGGUGAAUUUGAUGGCAGAUGUUUCAGAUUGCUUGGACAAGUACAGGGUGUUUAAGAUUGAAGAGUUGAUAGAAGCCACUGAUGGAUUCAGUGAGAGUUGCUUGGUUCAAGGGUCGGUGUACAAAGGGUAUAUUGAUGGGGAGGUCUAUGCCAUCAAGAAGAUGAAGUGGAAUGCCUAUGAGGAGCUCAAGAUCUUACAGAAGGUAAAUCAUGGCAAUUUGGUGAGGCUAGAGGGCUUCUGCAUAGACCCAGAAGAUGCAACUUGCUAUCUAAUCUAUGAGUUUGUCGAAAAUGGAUCUCUUGACUCGUGGCUGCAUGGAAACAAGGAUGAAAAAAUGAACUGGAAAACAAGGUUGCGGAUAGCCAUUGAUGUUGCAAAUGGUCUCCAAUACAUCCAUGAGCACACUAGGCCACGGGUUGUACACAAAGACAUCAAAAGUAGCAACAUUCUCUUAGAUAUGAACUUUAGAGCCAAAAUUGCAAAUUUUGGUCUAGCAAAAUCCGGAUGCAAUGCCAUAACAAUGCACAUUGUUGGAACUCAAGGUUAUAUUGCACCAGAGUAUUUAGCUGAUGGGGUGGUCUCAACUAAAAUGGAUGUAUUUUCUUUUGGAGUGGUUUUACUAGAACUUAUUUCUGGUAAGGAGGCCCUUGAUGAGGAAGGGAAUGUUUUGUGGGCAAAGACUAGUGGACUUUUGGAUGGGAAUGAGGAAAGGAAGGUGAAGAGAGUGAAGCAAUGGAUGGAUGAGGUUUUGGUUAGGGAGUCUUGCUCCAUGGACAGUUUGAUGAAUGUCAUGUCUAUUGCCAUUGCUUGUUUGCAUAGAGACCCAACAAAGAGGCCAAGUAUGGUGGAUGUUGUUUAUGCAUUGUGUAAGAGCGAUGAUUUUGGCUUUGAAAUCUCUGAUGAUGGAUUAUCAGCUCCACUAGUAGACGCAAGAUAAUGUAAAUUAUAGUUGUUUUAUUCAACUACUUGUGUUUGAGUAUGCUAGUUGACGUUAUAAGAAUAAGAUCGAUGAUGAUCCUGCAAAGUGAAAUCUUGUUAUUACUUGAAAUGUAUUAUUAUUAUUAUGUUAUUACUUCCUUCACAGUAAGAAAAGUGAGAAAGCCUCAUUACAGGAGGA
This is a messenger RNA of Quercus robur (English oak), 2163 nucleotides long. RefSeq names its product serine/threonine receptor-like kinase NFP. Gene Ontology annotation, biological process: protein phosphorylation. The transcript is spliced from 2 exons. Lineage: Eukaryota; Viridiplantae; Streptophyta; Magnoliopsida; Fagales; Fagaceae. Gene Ontology annotation, molecular function: ATP binding; protein kinase activity. The record is from RefSeq and is a predicted model, not a curated record. The coding region runs from base 97 to 1983 and encodes 628 amino acids.